Messenger RNA from Candida dubliniensis CD36, 264 nucleotides. RefSeq lists its product as uncharacterized. Gene Ontology annotation, cellular component: mitochondrion; MICOS complex; mitochondrial inner membrane. NCBI's taxonomy places the organism in Eukaryota, Fungi, Ascomycota, Pichiomycetes, Serinales, Debaryomycetaceae. The transcript has a single exon. The record is from RefSeq and is a predicted model, not a curated record. Bases 1 to 264 code for a protein of 87 amino acids.
AUGUCUACAGAAAUCAAACCACAAGAACUCGUGCCUUCUACUGCUUCUCAAAACUUAUUGAACGACAAAUGGGAUGUUGUUUUAUCCAACACAUUGAUCAAAACUGGAUUAGGUUUUGGUGGUGGUGUGUUAGCAUCAAUUUUAUUUUUCAAAAGAAGAGCAUUCCCAGUAUGGUUAGGUGUUGGAUUUGGAUUAGGUAGAGGAUAUGCUGAAGGUGAUGCUAUCUUUAGAUCUAACCAUGGAUUAAGAACUGUUAAAGCUUAA